AUGGAGAAAUUGGUGAUUUUCGCCUUUUUGGGGCUGGUUCUGGGUUCGAGUUUCGCCCAAGGAGAAGGAGAGGAGGCUGUGGAAGUGGAGAAGCUCUACGGCAAAUGGUACGAGGUGGCCCUGGGUUCGACCUGCCGCUGGGUCCAGGCCAAUCGCGGCCGCUUCACCGCCGGGACUCUGCUUCUCGGUCCGGGGAAGGCGCCGGGGGAACUCACCGCCACCAGCACCCGGCUCAGGCAAGGGGCUUGCCGGGAAUACACCCAGGACUACCAGAAGGGCGCCGAAGAAGGAAGGUUCAAGUUCCAAAACGCAAGGUGGAAGGCGCACGGCGAGACUUACGUGGCGCACGCCGACCCCGAGGAAUUCGCCAUCUUGGUGACUGAGAAGAACAGCAGCCACGGGCUCAGCACCAGCGCCAGGCUCUAUGGACGGACCCCGGUGGUGAGGGAGGACCUGGUGGAGGACUUCCGGCGGCGGGCCCUUGCACUGGGGAUCCCAGAGGAGGCCAUCUUUGUCCUGAGCAACCAAGGGGAGUGCGUCCCGCCCAAGGCCCAAGAUGCGCCCCAGGAGAGGGUGCGCAGGACCCCCUUGUUCGAGGAAGAAGGCUCGGCCGACGGAUUCGCACCCGCGUUCCCGGACGUCAAGGAAGCCGACUGCCAGCUGCCCCGGGACGCCGGCCCCUGCCUGGGCGCCGAGUUGCGCUUCUUCUACAACGCCAGCGCCCGCUCCUGCCAGAGCUUCCUGUACGGCGGUUGCCUGGGCAACGCCAACCGCUUCCUGUCCGAACGGGCGUGUCUGCAGACCUGCCGGACCGAAGCCGCCUGCCGCCUGCCAAUCACCCCCGGAGGCCCCUGUCCGUCAAGCUUCUGGGCCUUUGACGCCUCGCGUGGCGCCUGCGUCACUUUCCGGGGCUGCGGGGAAAACGCCAACAAGUUCUACCUGGAGAAGGAGUGCAAGGAGUACUGCGGGGUCCUGAACGAAGGUAGGGUUAAUUAG
Podarcis raffonei (Aeolian wall lizard) is the source of this 996-nucleotide messenger RNA. Its product is annotated as protein AMBP-like. Gene Ontology annotation, molecular function: serine-type endopeptidase inhibitor activity. The transcript has 9 exons. Gene Ontology annotation, cellular component: plasma membrane; cell surface. Lineage: Eukaryota; Metazoa; Chordata; Lepidosauria; Squamata; Lacertidae. The coding region runs from base 1 to 996 and encodes 331 amino acids. The record is from RefSeq and is a predicted model, not a curated record.